AGACCAGCACGCGCUGUCACCCUGAGUGACUUUGAAGAGCUCGCGACGUGGAGAUCUUCAUGAGCGGGACCAUCAUGAAAAAGUUGAAUAUAUGAUUCAUCAGUCAGAAGAAGAAGAAGAACCGGGCGGGACGUCUGUGUUUUAUAUGACACGUUUAUGGGGAAACAAAACCGGACACCGAGCAUCCAAAAGCUGUUUGAGAAUAUAAGACACGUGGGCUUGUGAGUCGUUAAGGAAGAUGAUGAUGAUGAUGGAAACAGCUCCGUGAGAAAAAAAACACCGUUCUUCGGUACAUGGUGAAGUUUGUUCGACAUGCCCGAGAAUGUCUCCAUCAUCAGGAACGGGUCGGAUAUCGGGGACGGUCGCGCGUGGGGAACCGGAGCGGGCGCGCGGCCGGUGUGGGUCGUCACGGUGCUGGCCAGCGUGCUGAUCUUCACGAGCGUAGUGGAUGUGCUCGGAAACGUGCUGGUCAUCAUCUCGGUGCUCAGAAAUAGGAAACUGAGAAACGCGGGUAAUGCGUUUGUCGUGAGCCUGGCUUUCGCUGACCUGCUGGUGGUUUGCUAUCCAUACCCAUUGGUUUUGCAUGCCAUGCUGGAUGCUGGCUGGUUGCCGGGGGAAAUGGAGUGCAAGGUGAGCGGAUUCCUGAUGGGAGCGAGCGUCAUCGGUUCCAUAUUCAACAUCACCGCGAUAGCCAUCAACCGCUACUGCUUCAUUUGUCAAACCAACACCUACGAGAGAGUCUACGGCCGGGCGGGAACCCUGGCACUGCUGAUGCUGGUCUGGGUCUUUACCGCCAUUGCGAUCCUCCCAAACCUGGCCCUGGGCUCACUGACGUAUGACCCUCGGGUUUAUUCGUGCACCUUUAGUCAGACGACGAGUGCGAGUUACACUAUAGCCGUGGUGACCGUGCAUUUUCUGCUUCCCAUCGGCGUGGUUACGUUCUGCUAUCUGAGGAUUUGGGUGCUGGUGCUGCGCGUAAGGAGGCGCGUCACCAGCGACGUCAAGCCGCGGCUGCGUCCGAGUGAGCUGCGACACUUCCUAACCAUGUUCGUCGUGUUCGUGCUGUUCGCUGUCUGCUGGGCGCCGUUGAAUUUGAUCGGCCUGGCUGUAGCGGUGGACCCGCCCCGUGUUGCACCCUUGGUCCCUGAUUGGCUGUUUGUGGUGAGUUAUUUCAUGGCGUAUUUUAACUCCUGUCUGAACGCCGUGGUAUACGGACUGCUCAAUCAGAACUUCCGCAGGGAAUACCGCAGAAUACUUCUGUCAGUUUGUAGCCCACGCCUCUUCCUGCAGGAGACAUCAAGGGGCGGGACUGAGCGCAGCAACAGACAUUCACCUGGCGUCAACAACAACAAUGACCAGCCUAAGGCUAACACAAUAUAACUUGGUCACAAUGCGUUUAAUUGUUAAAAUAUACGCGAGAAUGCUGCAAAUGAUUUUAAACUUAGUCCACUAAUGUUUUGAAAAUGUUUUUUACUACUCACUUUACAUAUUACUGUGUGCAAAAAAAUACCUCAUUUGUUGGAAAUCCAUAAAAUAAUAAUCCUCAGUGAUCGAAAAAUUAAUUACAUCUCAUGAGUGUUACAGUCACUUUGAGUUAAUGCAUGCUAAUGGGUGCAUCCCAAUUCAAAGGCUGGAUCCUUCGAAAGUCACAGACUUUGAAGGUGGGAACCGAUGCAGCCUCUCAAGUCCACAAAGCGAACUAAAAUGAGACUUCUAGCCUACGUUGGAAGUUACGUCACCUGCUGUUCCGGCCCAGCGAGCCUGUCAUUGGGACACAACAGCAGAGACGUUUCAAACUUUAAAUAAUAAAUAUGGAGCCAAGAAAUGUAUUCAUGCUGCAAGUCUAGCAUGGAAACUAUGGACCUUUUUUCCCUUGAAAUAGGGAACCAAUUACAGAACAGGGAGGGGGCAGCAAGACGAUGACGACGUCUAUGCGACACACAGAUUGGCUAUGAGCUACGUACAGACACAUUUAAUAGACAUUCGUAGCACCCAAUAAACGGCAUAGAGAACCAAUCACAGAACGGGGAGGGGGCAGCAAGACGAUGACGACGUCUAUGCGACACACCGAUUGGCUAUGAGCUACAUACAGACGCAUUUGAUAGACAUUCGUAGCACCCAAUAAACGGCAUAGAGAACCAAUCACAGAAAGGGGAGGGGGCAGCAAGACGAUGACGACGUCUAUGCGACACACCGAUUGGCUAUGAGCUACGUACAGACGCAUUUGAUAGACAUUCGUAGCACCCAAUAAAUGGCAUAGAGAACCAAUCACAGAAAGGGGAGGGGGCAGCAAGACGAUGACGACAUCUAUGCGACACACCGAUUGGCUAUGAGCUACGUACAGAUGCAUUUGAUAGACAUUCUUAGCACCCAAUAAAUGGCAUAGAGAACCAAUCACAGAACGGGGAGGGGGCAGCAAGAUGAUGACGACGUCUAUUCGACACACCGGUUGGCUAUGAGCUACAUACAGACGCAUUUGAUAGACAUCUGUAGCACCCAAUAAAUGUCUUCGGGAACCAAUCACAGAACAGGGAGGGGGCAGCAAGACGAUGACGACGUCUAUGCGACACACAGAUUGGCUAUGAGCUACGUACAGACGCAUUUGAUAAACAUUCGUAGCACCCAAUAAACGUCAUAGAGAACCAAUCACAGAACAGGGAGGGGGCAGCAAGACCAUGACGACGUCUAUGCGACACACCGAUUGGCUAUGAGCUACGUACAGACACAUUUGAUAGACAUUAGUAGCACCCAAUAAACGGCAUAGAAAACCAAUCACAGAACGGGGAGGGGGCAGCAAGACGAUGACGACGUCUAUGCGACACACCGAUUGGCUAUGAGCUACGUACAGACACAUUUGAUAGACAUUCGUAGCACCCAAUAAACGGCAUAGAGAACCAAUCACAGAACGAGGAGGGGGCAGCAAGACGAUGACGACGUCUAUGCGACACACCGAUUGGCUAUGAGCUACCUACAGAUCCAUUUGAUAGACAUUUGUAGCGCCCAAUAAACUGCUCUGGGCAUUCGUAAACCACGCCUCAAAUAGAGAACAUGAACAUGUGGUUCCCAGACGACGUCUUAUUCUCUUUGAGACUGGUCUGGUGUUAGCCAGGCUAGCAGAUUAAACUUCCCAACAAUAUAUCAAAUAUAACAACCUUAAACUUAAUAUACAAAAGUAAAACGCAACAUGCACAAUAUUGCAGCAAUAAUAUUAAUUGACAUCGUUAAAACAUCCUUUAUAAUAGUAAAGUGCAAAAUAUACACGUUAAUUUAACUACAGUUAUGUAAGUGUUUAUUACCCAGACGUGACAGGCGCGCAUUAAAUCUUGGGAUAGCCGAGACUGUGAAUGAUCCAUCUGAUGGAUAAAUGAAGGAUGCAUUUGGAGGCUACAUUGAAGGCUUUUAAAUGAGCCUCCGAAUUAGGACAACCUUUGUCUCGGCACAGUGAAUUUAUUGGCCUUCCAAUACGGCCUUUGGAGGAUGCAGCCUUCGAAUUGGGAUGCAUCCAAUGAUUCAGAGCAAUGCAAUAAGUCAUGACUAGAGGAGAAGUGCUUAAGAAAGAUAUAAUUUUUAACCCACACAGUGCAGAAGAUCAGCAGUAUUCCUCUCCAAGCAUCUACCCCUGUAAGACCUGCUCUUCCCUUACCGCCAGAGAUAGUUUUCUCAAACCAUUCAUAAAUACACACCUAACAGUUCUCAAGAGAAAUUGCAAGUGCUUCCCUAAAGCUAAAACUAUGCUUACAGUUUUUCUUUGACCAUUUAGCACUGUAAAUUAUUUCCCAGAGCUCCAAUUUCAUUAGCACUUUUGGCAUUGUAAGUACACUACAUCCUUCCCUUGUCCUAUGCAACCAAUUCAUUAAACUCAACAGAGAAAUAGCAGGGCUCCCUUAGGUUUGCAGCAAAGGUUUCUCCCAAAACACUGCAGCAACGUUCCUGUGAGACUCCCCUAUUGCUAUGCAAACUCAAUAUGAGCCCUCCCACAGCUGCACUUAAGAAAACACUGUGGCAUUCUUAGUAUAACGUUCCCACAACAUUCCUUGGAGAGGUCUGCAGGUGCAGCCCCGUGGGAAUAUGCCAAAUUACUACAAGCAUACGCAUUAUUGUCUGUGGGUUUAAAAAACACCAUAUGCUCUGAAUGUGCACCAGCAGAACACAUCUGUGAAUGUGUUGCGACAAACAAUUUACUUAAAUUAUGAAAUUGCAGUAAUUUUAGCCUAAACGAUUGAAUGAUGGAUGCAUGGGUUUAGCAUUUGAGCCAUAAAAGAGUGAAACUGAUUAUCACAGAUUAAUUACAUGACACAUUUUCAGUGUCGAGUUUGAUAUUUUAAUGUGAAAAUAGACUACAUCCUCUCUAUAAAAAAAAAAAAUGCUGGGUUAUUUUCAACCCUGUGUUGGGUCAAAAGGGACAAACCCUUUUGGGAUGUGAUAUGUGACCCCGGACCACAAAUCCAGUCUUAAGUAGCACAGGUAUAUUUGUAGCAAUAGGCAAAAAUACAUUGCAUGGGUCAUCACUUUUUCUUUUAUGCCAAAAAUCAUCAGGAUAUUAAGUACAGAUCUUGUUUCAUGAAGAUAUUUUGUAAAUUUCUGAUUGUAAUUAUAUCACAACUCUUAUUUUUGUGAGUGGAUGCUGGACUUCAUUUGAACAACUUUAAAGGGUAUUUUUUUAAUAUUUGGCACCCUCAGAUUCCAGAUUUUAUAAAUGUGGCAAAAUAUUGUACUAUCCCAAUAAACCAUAAAUAAAUGUAUGCUUAUGUAUAAGCUUUUAGAUGAUGUAUAAUAGUGAUCGGGUCUUAUGAUAACUUACAGGUCCCAUGGGUAAUUUGCAUGUCGGGUUGUGGUGAGGAA
Molecule: messenger RNA, 4842 nt
Organism: Misgurnus anguillicaudatus (oriental weatherfish)
Lineage: Eukaryota; Metazoa; Chordata; Actinopteri; Cypriniformes; Cobitidae
Gene: mtnr1ba
Product: melatonin receptor type 1Ba
Biological process (GO): G protein-coupled receptor signaling pathway
Cellular component (GO): plasma membrane
Molecular function (GO): melatonin receptor activity
Source: RefSeq, a predicted model, not a curated record